Molecule: messenger RNA, 1712 nt
Organism: Styela clava
Lineage: Eukaryota; Metazoa; Chordata; Ascidiacea; Stolidobranchia; Styelidae
Source: RefSeq, a predicted model, not a curated record
CAGCACAAAUGGUCUGACCUUUCUUUUUUGUGGAGAUUGGCGACAAACUGUAUAUGGAUUAUUCUUUAUCCGCUUGCAAGCAAUUUCAAUGUUAUAUAAUGCGCGAUGUUCUUCCAUAUUGCUUCUGGCAAUUCUGUAUGGUGUUUUAGGAUUGAUGACAGCAAAUUCUUAUGUAGGAAAGCGAUGUUCCCCAAGACGACUUUACAUGCUCAAAGACGGCCAGUUGGUUUGUGACGAAUGUGGGGUGAAUGAGUACUGGUCAAGACAAAUAAAAAAAUGUUCUUUGUGCACAAGUCCUCGUUACACAAACUUAAAGAGGAAUAUUCGAUCAUCUUGCAAAGAUCAUGCAAAGUCUAAAAUCGUUCCUACAUCUUUUGAUCAGAUAUCAACGCAAGAAACUGAAAAUUCGUACGUGGGAACGCCCUGUGCCUCACGACGACUUUACAUGUUAAAAAAUGGCCAGUUGGUUUGUGACAACUGUGGAGUCAAUGAAUACUGGUCAAGACAAACAAAAACCUGUUCCUUGUGCACAAGCCCUCGAUAUACAAACUUAAUGAGAAAUGUUCGAUCAUCUUGCAAAGACCAUAUAAAACCAAGAACUGUUCCAAUGCCUAAUUACACGAAGAUCAGUACAAUUCAAGGACCUAAUGAUUCGACCGCAAAGAACCCUGUUUCUUCCAGUGAGAUAUUUAUUUAUCGAUGCAGAUAUAUAUUUACUUCCCAAUAAAAAGUACUUGUUCUAAUGGUCUUUAUCCAAUCACAACAUGAAAUAGACAUGAAGAAUAAUGAGAUAAAUUCUUAAACGAUUUGCUAAUGAGAGUACACUAAAUAUAUUUGAAAUAAAUCAAAGUAUUGAAUUAACUAUAAUUUUCAUAUAUAUUCCUAGCGUAUCUAUCUAGAUUAAUUGAAAUAUGAAUUUUACUCUUUAGCCUCAACACAGACACUUACGAGAAGUACAAAUAACAGAAAUUCAACUACAGGAUAUCGGCCCACAACUACUCAAGUGUUCACAAAACCAAUAAACAUUCUUACAGAUACAGCUUUAAACCCAACUCCAGAGACAAACAUAGUGACUGAAAAGACCUUUAAUUUGACAAUAUUCUACUUAAGCAUGGGGGUUUCAUUUUUAGUUGUUAUGGCAAUAUCCUUGAUAGCUAUUUUUUUCAUCAAGCUUUGCAUAUCAAAACAACGACAAAACAAUCCAAGACGAGUAAGUCAGAGUGUACCUCGCGUUACUUUGAACACCACGUCUAUAUGAUAAAACUUUAAGAAUAGAAAUAUUACACCAAUCACACAAUGUUUAUGGCUGCCACUUUGAGAGUUUGAUAAAACCAUUUUAUCAGGUUUAAAAUCAUAUCAAUUGACCGAUAACUGGUUUGAAGUUUAACGCCCGAGUCAUCUUCGUGUAAUUAUAUGUUUUCAAGCUUUAACGUCCGAACUCAACAAUUUGCGUAUAUAUCCUUUUUUUAAGCAUUAACGCCCAAAUUCUUCGAAUUAGUGUCUUAUUAUAACUUAUAACACCGAGCCCGUUGGAUCAUUUUGUUGCUGGUAAUGUGAUUGUAUGGGGGGCAAUGGACUCUGAUGUCCCCAAAAGGUCAUAUCGUUGCCUCCCAGUCAUGCACCAAAGCAUCUGUCUAUUUUUUGUUUAUAUCUGCUUGCAUAUAUAGUGUGUUUUGUGGUUUGACGAAUGGAAUAAACUCUCUCUCUCUCAC